Messenger RNA from Ostrinia nubilalis (European corn borer), 2320 nucleotides. It is a transcript of the gene lili, whose product is annotated as protein Lilipod. Gene Ontology annotation, molecular function: transmembrane signaling receptor activity. NCBI's taxonomy places the organism in Eukaryota, Metazoa, Arthropoda, Insecta, Lepidoptera, Crambidae. The record is from RefSeq and is a predicted model, not a curated record. Gene Ontology annotation, biological process: signal transduction. The coding region runs from base 356 to 2032 and encodes 558 amino acids. Gene Ontology annotation, cellular component: plasma membrane. The transcript is spliced from 10 exons.
AUAGUGACGUCCGAGCCUGUAUAAGUAAAGUAAUAAAAAAGUUAAUGUGUCAAAAGUAAUUUUGUCAGUCAGCUGCAAAAAAAAAAACUAAAAAAUUAGUCGUGUAUUUUGUGCGUUUCGUGGACUAUCGUAUGAAUAUUUUUGAAAAUAAUGAUUGUAAAAACCUAUAGUCGUGAAAGAAUCUCGUAAAUAUAGUGUUUUAUGUUCCCAGUGUUGCACAAAUAAAGAUUAUUAAGUGGAGCACGUCAGUGUGAGGCAAAAUGUUUUGAAAAUGAAGUGCUAUCUUUUUGUGGAACACACUUUAUUCAAAGACGCAUCAGUUUCUAAGAGAUAAAUCUAAAUCGUAUGGUAGACGAUGGAUGAUGAAGAAGCCGACUUGCGUGAGCAAAUAUUCCACAACAAUGUUCGGGAACAGAUUAUCUUCCUACUACUAUUUAUCUUACUGUAUCUCCUGUCGUUUAUGUUAAUUGAGAAGUUUCGCCGGCGCGAUGGCGAAGAUUACUUCACUUCAGACGAAGAUGAAGUCAAAGUAUAUCGGAUCAGCCUCUGGCUCUGCACAUUCGCCCUGGCGGUCUCUUUGGGUUCGGCACUCUUGCUGCCAGUGUCAAUAGUCAGUAACGAAGUGCUGAUUUUGUACCCAAACAGCUAUUAUGUGAAAUGGCUCAACAGUUCCUUGAUACAAGGGCUGUGGAACCACGUGUUCCUGUUCUCAAACUUGUCUAUGUUCGUGUUCCUGCCUUUCGCCUACUUGUUCUCGGAGUCGUCGGGCUUCCCCGGCUGCCGGGGUCUGCGAGGCCGCGUAUACGAGACCUUUGUGGUGCUCGCGUUGCUCGGGAUAGGCAUGCUCGGCUUGGCCUACGUCAUCUCCGCCUGGCUGGAAGGCGACCGAUCCAGUAUUGAUGCUUUGCUUAAUCUAUGGACGUACCUGCCUUUCCUGUAUUCAUGCGUGUCCUUUGUGGGAGUCCUCAUGUUGUUAGUAUUUACGCCGCUGGGUUUCGUGCGGCUUUUCGGCGUGGUGGGCGGCGUGCUGGUCAAGCCCCAGUUCCUCAGGGAUCUCAAUGAGGAGUACUACAUGUACUCCUUCGAGGAAGAGACCAUCAGGCGGCGCAUCAACAACGCUGUGUCUACCGGCGUAGGUUACAUAUCGCCGGAGCCGAUGUACCCCGACCGUGGGGACAUAUCGGCGCCGUUGGACGCCGACUUGUCCUUGUCGAAGGACAAACUGCACGCUUCCCCGCGCAAAGAGACGCCCUUGCUGCGGCUCAGAAACGGUGCCCUACAGGCCGGGCUUAAUGACAGACUACAAAAAGUCGUCGCUAAGAGAAUAGAAGUAGACCACCAGCGCAAGACGUCGUCGCUCCAACGCAACGUGGUGUACCCGCUGGCGAUGCUGAUGCUGCUGGCGCUCACCACAAUCACCGUGCUCAUGGUGCUGCAGAACACUCUCGAGCUGCUCAUAGGGAUCAAGGCGGUGCCGCUCAGCACACGACAAUUCACACUGGGUAUCGCCUCACUAUCAAAACUAGGCUGGGCGGGCGCGACGCUCGAAGCGUUCCUCAUACUAUACUUGCACGCGGCGUCGCUCACGGGUCUCAGCGCGCCAUUACGUGCAAUGCGCGUGUUGCCGCGCGCGCGCUGCACUCCGCUCGCCCGGAUCAUACCCACGUGCGCGCUGUUACUCGCGCACUCUACUGCGCAGCCGCUGCUUGUCAAGAUAUUAGGUAUAACAAAUUUCGAUUUGCUCGGCGAAUUCGGGCGCAUCGAGUGGCUAGGCAACUUCAAGCUGGUGUUGCUAUACAACGCGAUAUUCGCAGCCACUGUCACCCUUUGCCUCGUCAGCAAGUUCACGGCGAGCGUUCGCCGCGAACUAUACAACAGAUUCAAGUGGGUAGCCAAUAUAUUCACUAUGCCUGAAGAAAACCAAACUCCGAAUCUAAGUCUGAUGACUAGCAGAUUGUCUACUGAGAAAACUGUGAAAGUCGAAGCUAAGACGCAAGCAGGAGAUAUCUCAGAACAUGUGAAAUCAGAGUAAUCAAUACAAGAAAUUCUUAAGUCAGUUUAGUUCCUAGUUUGUACAAUGGAAUCAAAAGUCCACACAAGCUCUCUAACUGUACUGAUGAUAAGAUAUUUAAAUAAUAAAUACCAAAAGCAAUGUUAAGAUUCAAAAAUGAUUCCUUAUCUGUGAUGCUUGUUUUAAUGUUAAUUCAUAAGGUAUUAAGUGUAUGAUUUUGUAAAUGUUUUAUUGAUAAAGAUGUCUAUGAUAUUGUAAGAUUUUUAUUAUUUGUAAAUAACAACAAAUUAAACUUGAUCUAUACUUUGA